UGAUACGAUGCACCGCGGCGGCACAUCACCGCUAACAGCUCCUGUUGCUAAUGUAGUACGUAGUCCGAAUCUCGUCAACAGUUUUUUGACGUUUCAAGUAUUUAUUACUCACCUUUGUACCUCGUUCACAUUGGCAUGACGUGUACGUGAUAAUGGAAACGGAGGCAGAAGUAAUUAAUAAUUUCGUUGAUCCAUCGCCGAUGAUUACUUUUUAUGAAUUGUUGCCAUUUAUCCAACAAUUAAUUAUCGGAGCCCUAUUGCUGUUCAUAACGUAUUUAUACUGGAUGUUGUACUUUAAGGAAUCUCCUUACACGCAUCAGCUAAGGGCCGACAAUGAAAAACACUUCACGGAUGAAAACGGCCAACAAGUGCUGUUCCCUAGUCUGAAAGACGAAUGCACUCUGGAUUUGUCGGUCAUAGUGCCUGCGUUCAACGAACAAGACAGGAUAAGGCCAAUGCUCGAAUCAUGCUUACAUUUCUUGACUGAUGCCAAUCGAAAAUGUACGUUUGAAGUGAUUGUUGUUAGUGAUGGAAGUACUGACAAGACAUGUGAUGUUGUCAUGGAAUAUGUGCAACAAUAUAGUUCAGAUCGGAUACGUCUUUUAAAAUUAUUGCAAAACCGUGGAAAGGGAGGAGCAGUUUGUAUGGGAAUGCAAAGUGCACGUGGACGUACUUUGUUAUUUGCUGAUGCUGAUGGUGCAACAAAGUUUGAAGAUUUAGAAAAAUUAGAAAUAGCAUUACACAACUUAACGUCAAAUGAUAUUACUGAAUAUGGUACUAAGUUACAUGCAGUUGUGUGUGGUUCACGUGCCCAUUUAGAGUCAGAAUCUAUUACUCAAAGAAGUAUAUUUCGUACUUUUUUGAUGAUGUGCUUUCAUACUCAUGUCUGGUUAUUUGGUGUACGUUGUAUCAAAGAUACACAAUGUGGCUUUAAACUAUUCACACGACCAGCUGCAAGAAUUUUGUUCAAUAAUUUACACGUUAAUGGAUGGGCUUUUGAUGUAGAGAUGUUAUAUAUUGCUGAAAAGUUGAAAUUUAAAUUAGUUGAAGUACCAGUUCAUUGGACAGAGAUUGACGGCUCAAAAAUAGUUCCUGUGUGGAGUUGGCUGGAAAUGGGUCUUGAUGUAUUCAUAAUAUGGUUUAAGUAUCGCAUUGAAUCAUGGGUGAUACGCAAAUAAAGGACAAAUCAACUUGCAUAUUUAUAUCAUUUGUUUUUCUCUUAAGUUAUUAUAAAAGUAUGUAAAUUACAUACUUGGUUGUGUUU
This is a messenger RNA of Melanaphis sacchari, 1264 nucleotides long. It is a transcript of the gene wol, whose product is annotated as dolichyl-phosphate beta-glucosyltransferase. Gene Ontology annotation, cellular component: endoplasmic reticulum membrane. The transcript is spliced from 7 exons. Bases 153 to 1178 code for a protein of 341 amino acids. The record is from RefSeq and is a predicted model, not a curated record. NCBI's taxonomy places the organism in Eukaryota, Metazoa, Arthropoda, Insecta, Hemiptera, Aphididae.